GCGACGACCGACCGUUUCUUGCGAUACGGAGAUUCUGCGAUCGAUCUCUGGCUCCGAUCCGAAGAGCGACCGCGCGUGCUCUCGUUGCCGAGAUUUCGGGAUCCUCUCUCGUGAGCGCGACUUGCGAUCGGUUGGUGCUACCCCUUAAAGGGACGAACUCUAAACACUCUAGAAGACGUAAUUACGGCAAGAAGUUAGUUGAAAUGCGAGGCCCGUUAAAUGGACCGAAGUACUCCUCCCGAUUUCUCUCUUCGGUUCGAUCGGAAUCUAAUUAGUCGCGGUUCUGUGUUCGGGCGCUGUUGGGGCCGCCAACUCGAACGUUGUGGCAGAAAUUUCCUCUUUCCUCCGUACGUUGGACCCGGUUCCGUAUAUACGGGAAAGUGUUGGAUCAGUGUUUUAGCACACUAUUUGACCCGUGACAGCACUCAUCGACAUCGCAGGGUCUUUACUACAUGGACUCUUAUUUGAAUCUUACCCUUGAAUUCGUGUGUGAGAAGAAAAAGUACGGCGUAUGAUCCUUGGUUGCAACGAAUAGGGAUAUAAUUGGGAAGAAAAGUGCAAUUUCGAGGAAGAUGCGUUAAAGAAGUGCGGAAGUGCGUUGGGUGGACGACGGGGGUGUGGGGUGAAUUGUGCCAUCGGAAUCGGGUAGCCAAUCAGAUGAGGCGACGAUCAUCUAGGGAGAAAGGGACGGAGAAGUGCCGCGAGCAUCAGGACUGUCGCGAGCAUCGGUGCUUUUGACAGCCCGAAGUUCGGAAGGAUAGACUGACGGCCGAGUGGCACAGCGGCCGCAGUCCUUGCGGAUACUCGAUGGAUGAAUUUCAUCCAUUCAUUGAGGCUCUUCUACCAUUCGUGAAGUCUUUCUCGUACACGUGGUUCAACCUACAAGCUGCAAAAAGGCGUUACUACAAGAAACACGAGAAACGGAUGAGUCUCGAGGAGGAACGUCAAUGCAAGGAGGAACUCCAGAACGAAAAGCUGGAAGUCAAGCAGAAAUGGGCUUCGCGGCUUCUGGGGAAACUACGAAAAGAUAUCACGCAAGAAUACCGAGAGGACUUCGUUCUGAGUAUAACUGGGAAAAGGCCGGCCAUGUGUGUCCUCAGUAAUCCUGAUCAGAAGGGCAAAAUGCGUCGCAUUGAUUGCCUACGUCAGGCAGACAAGGUAUGGAGAUUGGAUCUCGUAAUGGUGAUCCUCUUCAAGGCUAUUCCUUUGGAGUCGACGGAUGGGGAACGGCUGGAAAAGACGGCGGAAUGUGCCCAGCCUGGCCUGUGUGUCAAUCCCUAUCACAUCAACGUCUCCGUCCGGGAACUUGAUCUCUACCUCGCCAACUUCAUCACUAGUCACGAGGUUCUAAAUGGUAUCUGCAACUCGAGCAAGGACGAGGAGAGACGGCGUAAAGGUGCAGGGUACCACGAACUGUACAACGGCGUCGUCUGCAACGAUACGAUACUCGCGACCGGUGUCUUCAGUUCGAAGGAGCUCUGGAUGCUUUCAAAAGCGUCCAUACUGCAUGACCUCAGCGACAUGCAGCCUCAAAUAAACGCGAUCAAAAUAGAGCAUCCACCAUACUACUGCAGCAGCUACACCCCUCCAUCGGCUGCCGCGGCCACGGAUCACGCCCAACCGACGGCUAGCUUCAGUCCACCACCGGUGCAUCAGCUAAUACGAAAUGAUAAGACUGAAAAGGCUCCGACGGUUUCGGUAUCGAGUGCGCCAACUUUCUCCCCGAUUCUCAGGCCAGAAGAUAGUCAUCGUGGUAUGGACUCUCCUCACUCUCAAACGGGGUUACAUUCGCCGCAUGAGGGCCUGGCCGGAGGUUCCGGUCAGGGUCUAUCCAGCCUCGCGUAUUACCAACCCGAGCACCCUGGUUCCACGGGGGUAGUUAAGUAUCCUGAGAACGGACACGACACCCUCUCAGAUUUCGUGACGUUCGUCUGCCAGGAGGCCGAGAACACUCAGCAAUUGCCUCAGGCGCAGCUCGCGGGACCGCGCACCGGUGUUCAAAAGUUCUCACAGUAUUACCCGAGCUCGAUGUUGCCUCCUCCGCCCCCAGCACCGAUGGCGAGGCCGGUGGCCAUCAUCAGAUCGACGGGGGCGAAUUCACCGCCUACAUCCUCGACCUCGCCAAACGACCCUUCGGAACUUGGGCCCAACCAGGAUCAAAUGGCUGCUGCCGCUGCUGCCGUGGGCCUCGCGUGUCAGACUUCGGUCGAUCCUUCCGGCAGGAAGAGUCCUGCGAGGAUACUUGUCACGGCGCCCCACACCAGCAGGGAGUACACGUUCGCUCACUUCCACUCGCAGCCUGGACAGCAAAUCUUCACAUACCCCACCAUCGGCUCCAUGUCGGGGGUGAUCUCUCCGACGAAUCUUUCUCUCUUUUCGUCACCGGUUUCGGUGACGAGGCCAGUAGCUACGCAGAGAUCGGUUCCGAAUGUCCCGCCCCGUUGGAAUACUGCACCCUUCAUUAAUCUCGAAGAUGACUACAACAUGAUUGCUCCAAUCAUCGCAGGGACUACGAGUGAACCGCCCUCCGCUAUGGACGAAGAACGAUAUUUCCACCCGGUUCACCCGAGCAACGUUGUCGACAAGAGCGGAAACGGAGGAAUAAUAGGGACAGAGCUUGGCGUAAACACGGAUCACGCAUCUCAUCAUCACCAUCAUCACCAACAGCACCAACAGCAACAGCAGCAACAACAGCAAGUGAUGCAAGAUAAGACAGGAAGACCGAAGUCUCCGCCGUGACCCUGGAAGCCAUAUCUUUAUCCUACGUUGAGUCCUUCAAGACUCGUUCGUUCAUCGAGCUCCUGUCUACCCAAGUCCUUACUUAUAUUACGCUUAAGCAAGUACCUUGACGACUUGGAAAUCUGGGUGUUAGCAGUGCGCGUUUUAGCCUAAGGUUUCUCGUUCCAUUUUAGGCUAAUGUAGGUAAGGACGUAUCACCAUCCACCUGUUUUUCCUUUCGUUGGCUCGCCCCUUCAUUUUAAUUUGGUGAUAACACGAGCAAUGGACGUUAACGAAUACGAGAGGUUCGCUUUGCCACCGUGUUUCGAUUCUGGUCUCGACUCGGACCGUAAUCGAUCGUUCCCAGCUGUAGAUUGUCUUUUCUUUGUAAUUGUUGUUACAAAAUUGGUGCCUUUAGAUUAUCACUAUUUUGAUACAUUUCAUUUUAGCAAGGUAAUAAAGUACCGAGGUUAUAUUUAGAUCGACGCUAUACACUUACUGGAACGAUCCACGAGUUCGGCUUGCAACUACAGCGGAUAGAAGCGCUCGUUCCGACUAUUGUUUGAUAACUUAACUACUAUAUAUCGCUGUUGUCGAUACGUAAGAGAAGCACCGAAAGGGCUGACCGUACAAAGACGCGUUCCCACGUACGUACGUCGUUGAUGAAUUAUUAUCCACGAGCGGCCAAAUCGUGGUGGUUGGUAGAUCAUAUUCUUCCGGAACUUUAUCGGUCGAUAAAGGGACUGCGAGUAGAUGCUCAUUCGAUGAAGUGAUCCCACCCUAAUUAUUAGUUAGCGAUUUUCCCUAAUGAAUGCCUAAUGCUCAGACUAGGGCUAAUACUAGUGCUGACUAGUACGGACUAGUCAUCAAAGGCUGCUAGAUAGAAACGAAGUAACGAUUACCGAUGAACACGGAUUAUUAUGCAUCGUUAAUUGGAUGAUAAGGCAGCCACGAACGAACGGAUAAGUGUAAACGCGGACAGGAUUUAAAAAGAGAUUACGACGAGCACGUCGAACCGCGCUAUGUGAAUAUUAUAAACGCAUGCACUAAAGUGCGUUAAGAUGGAGUGAAAGAAGAAAAAGAAAACUUGGACAUGUUAAAGAAAUACCAAAGAUUGUCCUGCCUGUCUAAGAGUGCUUCCUCGUGGCUCUUAGUGGCGGAAAAAAUGUCGCCUGGCCCGUUGGAUCCCUUCGAGGGUGACGUGAGAAAAAAAAAAA
Messenger RNA from Orussus abietinus, 3935 nucleotides. RefSeq names its product nuclear factor 1 B-type (gene NfI). The record is from RefSeq and is a predicted model, not a curated record. Gene Ontology annotation, cellular component: nucleus. Gene Ontology annotation, molecular function: RNA polymerase II cis-regulatory region sequence-specific DNA binding; DNA-binding transcription factor activity, RNA polymerase II-specific. The coding region runs from base 808 to 2739 and encodes 643 amino acids. The transcript is spliced from 14 exons. NCBI's taxonomy places the organism in Eukaryota, Metazoa, Arthropoda, Insecta, Hymenoptera, Orussidae. Gene Ontology annotation, biological process: regulation of transcription by RNA polymerase II.